This is a messenger RNA of Larimichthys crocea (large yellow croaker), 1737 nucleotides long. RefSeq names its product ATPase H+ transporting accessory protein 2 (gene atp6ap2). Gene Ontology annotation, biological process: positive regulation of Wnt signaling pathway. Gene Ontology annotation, cellular component: membrane; external side of plasma membrane. The record is from RefSeq and is a predicted model, not a curated record. The transcript has 9 exons. Gene Ontology annotation, molecular function: signaling receptor activity. Bases 71 to 1159 code for a protein of 362 amino acids. Lineage: Eukaryota; Metazoa; Chordata; Actinopteri; Sciaenidae.
UCCCGUGGUGCGUCGUGACGUCGUGACGUCGCGGCGUCGUGUCAGCUGAUCCCCGCUCUGAAGGAGAAAGAUGUCGCUGUCAGGCUGCGGAAGGAUGGAGGCUGUUUUCUCCGCCGUGUUUCUCCUCUGCUUCGCCCUCAACACCGGUGUCCAUGGAGACCGUCUAACAGUGCUGCAGUCUCCAGAGUUUGUGGGCUUCCAGAAAGGAGACUGGCCUGUUUCUGGAGAGAAGAUCCCAGACCUGGUGGCUCUAACCAUGGGCUUCUCUGUUCAGGAGGAUUUGGCCUGGCCCGGCCUUAAGGCUGGUCCUUUGUUCCAGCGUCCCCGAGCUAACGUGCUGGUGGUAGUGAGAGGGGUCGAUAGCCUGGCCCUGCCUCAGAGUGUGGCCUCAUACCCCUUGGAGAAUCCCGUCCCCUUCACCAUGGAUAGCGUUGCAGAGACGGUCCACUCUCUGUUUGCUGAGGACACCCCUGUAGUGCUGCAGCUGGCCCCCAGCGAGGAGAGGUUGUACAUGCUGGGCAAGGCCAACGCUGUGUUCGAGGACCUGCCGGUCACUCUUCAGCAGAUCCGUGCCCGUCUGUCCCAGGACGGCUCCGUGCUGGCGUCACUGCCGCUCAACUCCCUCAGCAGGAGCGCUGAGGCUGAUUUGCUCUUCCUGUCAGAAGUCCAAGUGCUGCAUGAUAUCACAGCUCUGCUGCAGAGACACAGGCAUCUGGCGAAGGACCACUCUCCUGACCUGUACUCGUUGGAGCUGUCCGGCCUGGAGGAGCUCAGCAGGCUCUACGGCCAAGACUCUCCUCAGUACCGCGACGCCACCGCCAUUCUUGCCUCUGUCCUGCAGAAAUUCGGACAGGAUGUUUAUGGUCUCUACGGCAACAGUUCUGUGGUGGAGGUUGUUACAGUUAAGACCUUCGAGGCUCCGUUGACCAGAAAGUCCCGCUCCAUCCUGGAAUCCAAACAGAUUAGUAACCCCGGCAGCCCGUACAACCUGGCAUACAAGUACAACUUCCACUACGCCGUGGUCUUCAACAUCGUGCUGUGGCUGAUGAUCGCUCUGGCCCUCGCCGUCAUCGCCAUCGCUUACAACCUGUGGAACAUGGACCCGGGGUACGACAGCAUCAUCUACAGGAUGACCAAUCAGAAGAUCAGGAUGGACUAACGGAAGUCGUCAGCGCUCCCGCUCUCCUCAUCUUCGAUCCCACUUCCACUGAAUGUUUGUGUUUUUUGUGUGAGGUGUUGUUUAGUGAAAAAGAAACAAAAGAAGCUUGACGGGAGGAAGGUGUGACGUUGGAUCACCUCUUCGUUUACAACACCGGCAUGAAGUUUCACACAUCCUCCCUUCAACCUCACAUCAUUCCUUAGGACUCUAACUCCUCACUAACUGAGUUUCAUUUGUUUUCCCCCCGUGAUUGCAAUUGUUGUUGUUGUUGUUUUUUUAUUUAUCGUAACGUUAUGAAAGAAUGAGAUUUGUCUGGUUUCUGUGUGAAGUCGUGCUCUCUUUCCUGUGUGAAGCUGUUUUAAGUUAAAUAAAUGAACCGUAUGUGUAUAUAUUGAAUAUACAAAUGAAACUGUAUGACAAACUAUUGUGAAAAAGGCUUGUGCAGUGUUUAUUCAGCCUGCUUCAGUUCCAAAUGAUAAAUGUGUGUUGGAUUUACGUAAAUACUUGAUAAUAACGUUGGCUGUUAGGAUUAAAUGAAGCUCUGUAAAUCGCCUGAUAAUAAAUUAUUACAUGGAUAA